Drosophila novamexicana is the source of this 1294-nucleotide messenger RNA. RefSeq lists its product as uncharacterized. Lineage: Eukaryota; Metazoa; Arthropoda; Insecta; Diptera; Drosophilidae. The record is from RefSeq and is a predicted model, not a curated record. The transcript is spliced from 2 exons. Bases 85 to 1191 code for a protein of 368 amino acids.
AAAAAAAAAACGAUACACAUACAUUUUUUUUCAGAUUUUCAGGGGCUCUUAUUUCAACCCAACAUCAAGUAGCACAAGUUCGCUAUGGAUAAAAAUCAGAAGUCUGUGGAGAAUGUUGGUCCAACGCAGUCCCAGUCGAGCAGCAGCCGUCGCGUGAUGUGGAAGGUAUGCGACGGAGAGGAGGAGGUCUACGAUUCCGUUGUAAACUAUAGAAGCUUGUCACCGGCCCAUCAGUCUAAGAGCCCGUCUAGCUCUAAUUCCGAGCACGAGCUGCCGAGUACCAGCAAGUCACAAACCUUGGCUUCCUCCGAUGGUAAAUAUCUGCUCCUAAUAAAGGAACCAAAAACUGUGAAGGAGGCGGCAACCAGGUCAUCAACUAGUCUGGCCUUGCGCUACAAGCCAUCGCACGAAUCAGUCCAGGAGCUGGCCAGCACAAAGAGAGCUCGCGCAAUUGGAUGCUGGCAUCAUCUGUUUGAUAAGAUACGUAACAGAAAGCUCGACAUCGAGGCAUCUCCUUCCCUGGCGAUGCGCUACAAGCCAUCACACGAAUCUCUUAAGAAUCGACGCAGCAAGGAUCUACUUGUGGACUCGCGGUCGACACCUAGAUCGACAAACUCGCCUAAGCCCAAGCUCGCUACUGCAGACCUGAAAUUGGAGACGUGCUUCUUCCCGCCCUAUCAGACGGCUGUAGUGCGCGAGGUUGCGCCCAAGUUUGCCAACCGCAUGUGUAUACCCGAUGACAGCGACUCGUGUUGCUCUGGCUCCAUAGAGUUGCGGAUUCCUCUGCUGAAAUCGUCGAAAUCUAGCAAAAUAGCAACUGCUAUGCACAUGACAGCUCUGCCGGCAAGCACGUCAUUUUUCAGUCAUGUCGAGACCAAAAACGGCAGCUCAAAGACCAAGCGUCGUACCAAAACACCGGCGACUUCUGGUGGAGGCAAUACGAAGGGAAAUGGCAGCAAAACCACAUCGAGUGGAAGCACGAACAGCGCUUUGCCAACAUUACGACAGAGGCAAUUGGAGCUGCAUCGUGUUCGUGUUCAGAUCGAGAAACGCCGUUUGGAGUUGUUGGAUUUAAAGAUUGUGCGUGAACGGGCGGAUGCCUUGCGCCAUGAGAUACUAUUCCACAAGGACUUACAGUUGAAACAUAAUCAAAUCAAAUCGUACGAGGACAACAACAGCUCCCAGGCAUAAGUGAGCCACAAUCUGUUCCCAACCAAAUUUCUAGUCAUAUUUCCCAAAAUUUAAAUUGUCUUCCAAGCAUUGCAUUAAAAACAAACUCAAAUAUACACACAAU